GGCUCCUCAGCACAUCAAGCUCAGAGUGAUCACCUCCUCAGAAGAGUUGAGACCAAAGACAUACUAAGAGUCCACUGCAGGUUAUUACACAUACCAGUUAAAAUGGAGUUCUUUUUUGGAUUACUUCAGACCCGUGGAUCUAAGACCUCAUGGAUCAGCUUGACCUUUCUAUGCUCAAUGGUGUGCAUGUGGACGACAGUAGAUGGCUGGUCCUACUUCUACUCUGACAACACCAUGAACUGGCAGCAAGCUAGAGACUGGUGCCGGGAGCACUACACAGAUAUGGUGGCCAUCCAGAACCAGGAGGAGAUCAAGCAUCUCGGUAGCUGGCUGCCCAAGAAACCCACCUACUACUGGAUUGGGAUCCGCAAGAUCAAUGAUGUCUGGACCUGGGUAGGAACAAACAAGGCUCUGACAGCAGAAGCAACCAACUGGGCAAUUGGUGAACCAAACAACGGCAAGAAUGGACACAAUACAGGGUUGAAUGAGGACUGCGUGGAGAUGUACAUUAAAAGGAGUGCACAAGCCGGCAAAUGGAAUGAUGAGCGGUGCGGGAAGCUGAAGACCGCUCUGUGCUACGCAGCUGCCUGUAAGAACGACUCAUGCCUCUACGGAGAGUGUGUGGAAACCAUCAACAGCCACAAGUGUGAGUGCUUUGAAGGCUUUUAUGGAGAGCAGUGUGAGCAAGUUGUUAAGUGUAACGAAUAUGAAGUGACCAUUCCGAAUAAAGGAAGUGUAGAAUGCACUCACAAGUACGGAGACUUCUCCUACGAUUCCUCGUGCCAGUACGCCUGUGAGGAAGGAUACCAGCUGAGUAUGUCAAGACCUCUGAUAUGCACUGCCUCCAAACAGUGGUCAGAGCAGCCUCCUACAUGUGAAUUGGUCCAGUGUCCGGAGCUGUCCAGCCCAGCAAGAGGAUCCAUGAAGUGCUCCGAUCCUCUGGGUCCCUCCAGCUUCCAGUCCACCUGUUCGUUUACCUGUGAUGAAGGCUACGUACUGGCUGGUUCUCCAUCUAACACUCUGCAAUGUGAAGCAUCAGGAUUUUGGAACGCCUCACAGCCAUCAUGUGUUGCUGUGCAGUGCCCUGAUCUCCAGGAGCUGGACAAUGGUGUUGUCAGCUGUGGAGAUGAUGUAGAUAGGAUGUUCAGCUACGAAAACACCUGCAGCUUCAGCUGCAACCCCUGCUACCACCUGGUGGGACCGAGCGAGGUGACCUGCACGUCAGCAGCUGAGUGGAGUGAGAGGAUGCCUCGUUGUGAAGCCAUCACUUGCCAGAAUCCAGAGGGAGAAGCUCACCUCAUCACCCAGUGCAGCCAACCUUUGUCUGACCUGCGGCCAGACUCCACCUGUAGGUUCAGCUGUGAAGAAGGCUUUGAACUGCAGGGAGCACACACCACUCAGUGCUCUGAGGAUGGACAGUGGAGUAAAGCCAUACCUACCUGCAAAGCAAUUGGAUGUCCUGUUCCUGAGAUCCCCACAAAUGUCCAGAUCAGCUGCAGCCCCUCUCCGUCUUCACCUGUUUCCUCUGUGACUCAACAUCCACUUGGUAUGGUGUGCACUUUCAGCUGCGACGAAGGUCAUGAGCUGCAAGGUGCACUCAGCAUGGACUGUGCAAAUCCUGGCCAGUGGACCUCCACACCACCGAACUGCACAGCAGUGAGAUGCCCACUGCUCGAGGCGCCUGAAAACGGUCAUAUCAACUGCUCAAACAGUGAAUCAGUGUACAACUCACAGUGCUCCUUCGCAUGCAAUCAAGAUUACUCAUUAAUCGGACAUGAGCUGCUGACCUGUGAUCGCCAUGGCAAUUGGACUGGAGAGAAACCCACCUGCCAAGCUCUCUCAACUCAGACUGCUGCCAUCGCUUCUGGUGUGGUAGCUGGAGGCGCUCUGUUAUCUGGUCUGUCUCUGGCUGUGUGGAUCCUGAAACGACUGAAGAAGAAAGCCACCAAGUUUGAGCUGAACAGUACCUCUGAGAUAGAAGACCCUCCACAGUCCUACAAAAACAGCGUCGACAGCCUCAUAUAAAACACAUAUUCAACAUCGAAGGACAAUUGUAUAUAUCUGUAAAAUACUUGUGUGUCAGUCAUAUUAAUGUGAACUGUAAGAAUAAUUUACAUUGAUGUAAUACAUGUUAAAUAUGUCAGAGCUAUGUAUGGUGAUAGAAAAGGUUUCCCCACCUUUGCAUUUGUUGCAUUAUGUUUCCUUUAAUGUCAUGAUUUGCUCUACCAUGGUCAGACAUGUAUUUCCUCCCAAGGGGAGUUUUCUAUUGAACACGUUGUUCUACAGCUUCAUGAACAUGCUGGAAAGGUGGCUCUAUUCAUGUUACUGUAAAUGUUACAUUGUGGGUAGAUUGCCAUGUCAAUGCAGAACUGUGAAUAAUUUCACUAUAUUAAAGUAUUUAUGUACUAUUUAUUUACCAGACGGUCGUUAGCUCAUUUAUAUUUCUGUAUGUUUAAAGCAGUGCUAUUUUUUAUUCACAAUAAAAGGUCAAACUUA
Epinephelus lanceolatus (giant grouper) is the source of this 2496-nucleotide messenger RNA. The record is from RefSeq and is a predicted model, not a curated record. NCBI's taxonomy places the organism in Eukaryota, Metazoa, Chordata, Actinopteri, Perciformes, Serranidae.